Molecule: messenger RNA, 1099 nt
Organism: Saccostrea cuccullata (small rock oyster)
Lineage: Eukaryota; Metazoa; Mollusca; Bivalvia; Ostreida; Ostreidae
Exons: 2
Coding region: 102-860 (252 amino acids)
Molecular function (GO): protein binding
Source: RefSeq, a predicted model, not a curated record
UUGUUUCAAGUACAGAUACUUCAAGCUUAAUUUCGUACAUAUUUCUUCAGAAUGUAAAGCUUUCUCAAUCCACUCAUCAAACGAUAGUUUGAAUAAUCAACAUGGACUACAAAUCUUGUCUUUUCUUUGUGCUUUCUGCCUCAUAUGUACACAUCAAUGGGUUCUCCAUUGUUACAGACAACGACAACAAUACCUUGACAAGUAUGCACGAAGUUAGAGUUGAUGUCAAAAAUACAGAUGUUCUCCGACAACUGUUAAACCAAGAAACUCUUAUCCGAAUUUCUUUGGUCAGGGAUGUGUUUGACAUGAGGCAAACUGUAACGUCUUUGCGGGAGUCGCAGAAGGAGUGUGCUUUAUUGAUAUCGGAUUUACAAACAGAACUGACUUCAUUAAAAGAGGAAACCAAAAAGUUAAAAGAGGAUAUCAAAAUGAAUUUGACAAACGCUCGUUUAACAAUUGAAGAUAUAAGCAAGAAGGUUGGAUUUACAGUUGGCAUGCCCUCCUCAUACCCCGGCUGGUUCGGUGAUGUACUAGUCUUUUCGAAAGUGAUCACCAAUAUUGGAGGAGGUUAUAAUGUUCAUACCGGGAUUUUCACGGCUCCUGUCGCGGGGAUGUACCAAUUUUUUGUAACCGUAGUCGGAUAUAGUUAUGAAUCCAUUUACAUGUACAUCGUAUUGAAUGGAAAUCCAAAGGUGACAACUGCAUCAGAAGCCUCGAGAAGCUCGCCCUACCAAACAGGGACUAACAUGUUAGUGGUGCGCCUCGAUCAAUCUGAUACAGUGUGGAUCAAACGACAAGGAGGUACCGGAUAUUAUUCAGACAGUGUUCCGAUCACCACUUUCUCUGGUGUACUUAUUUAAUCCAUUCUUGCAUAAAGGUUUAAGCUUAUCUAGUUUAGUUUUGGUUAAAUUGUUAUCGUUUAAAUGGCGCAUGUAUUGAUUUCAAAUCUCUAUAAAGUAAGAAUUUACUUUAUUGUUGCAUAAACUUUUUAUAUUUUAAUAAAAUAAAACAACGACCUAACUUUGACGGCUUUUAAGAUGUUAAAAUUUGACUAUUUGUCUAAAUGUUAUGUUAAAUUACAAAUUCAGAUAAAAUUAUA